Molecule: messenger RNA, 171 nt
Organism: Bipolaris oryzae ATCC 44560
Lineage: Eukaryota; Fungi; Ascomycota; Dothideomycetes; Pleosporales; Pleosporaceae
Exons: 2
Source: RefSeq, a predicted model, not a curated record
AUGCAAGUGUGUGGUGGACUGUAUGUAGGUGACCCCGACACCCGGGUACACGUGUAUCUCCACCAGGUGUUAGAGUUGGGUGUGUGUGUGUGUGAAAAGCACGCAAGCACACUUACUCACACUUACUCAGUCAUACAUGUAUUCCGCCUAUCUCACACUCACACACAUACA